Morone saxatilis (striped sea-bass) is the source of this 636-nucleotide messenger RNA. RefSeq names its product THO complex 6 (gene thoc6). NCBI's taxonomy places the organism in Eukaryota, Metazoa, Chordata, Actinopteri, Moronidae. Gene Ontology annotation, biological process: mRNA export from nucleus. Gene Ontology annotation, molecular function: protein binding. Gene Ontology annotation, cellular component: THO complex; transcription export complex. The record is from RefSeq and is a predicted model, not a curated record.
CUCCUCCACAUGUCGGUUUUCUCUCAGAGUUUUUCUCCCUGCGGUCGAUUUCUGGCAGCUGGAAACAACUACGGAGAGAUCGCCCUGUUCAGCCUGUCUGCAGCUCUGAGUCCAGACGCCACCGCACAGAGUCAGAAACCUGUUCUCACAUUCACAGCUCACGAGGGUCCCGUCUUCUCGCUCCUGUCCACCGACUGUCACCUCCUGAGCGCCGGGAACGGAGAGAUCAGCGCCUGGAGCUGGACCGAGCUCAUCAAGAAGAAUGUCAAACCCCUGUGGACAAAAAGACCCAACUACAAAUCCAGUCUGGAGAUCCCGGAGAUCAACUCAAUGGUCCUGAACCCCAGAGAUAACAGUCUUAUAGUCGGUGGGGGAGACAACAACGUCCACGUCCUGGACCUGGAGCGCGGAGUCUUCAAGUUGGUCCUUCAGGGUCACUCGGACUACGUCCACUGUGUGAGUGUGAGAGAGAGGGAGGCUGAGAUCCUGUCCGGGGGGGAGGACGGAGCGGUGAGGAUCUGGGACAGCAGGACGGGUCAGUCGGUCCACUGCAUCGAGGUCUACAAGUACGAGAGCUGUGCCCGACCGCAGUACGGGAAAUGGAUCAGCUGUCUGACCACCGACUCUGACUGGAUG